AGAAAAACCAGUCACUCUUUCCAAACCGCUCAUUUUUUUCUCCAAUUUUCCAAAAUCUCACAAACCCUAACCCUAGCUUUUUGAUGCCAAGGGAUCCGGCGAGCUUCCGGCGAUCCAUUGCACCCCUCCUUCCCGGCCACCAUCGGUGUCCCUGAGGCCUUUACUGUUGCUGCCGGCGCUGGGAAAUGGAGCUUGAUCGUGCGGAGGAUUACCUGAUUGACGAUUCCGGAAUGGGGUCCGAUGGUGAGCUUCACCGCGCCAUUGAGAUCCUCUGUGAGUUGCCUCCAACGUCCGGGGUGCAGAUGGGAGAUGUUUAUAUUGGCGAUGGUGCUAUUCAGCAGAUGGACUCUUCCAAUAGGCUGGACAUUGGAAUUAUUUAUGGAGGUCCCUGCAAUCUUGAGCAGACCAAUUCAGGGAAUAUGGGCUUGGCAUACCGGGAUGCUUGCGCCGUUGAGCAUACAAAUGCUGGAACAAGUGUGGACACUAUGCUGGUUCAUGGAGAUAAUGUCAGUCUUGAAGAGCAUAACACAAGGAAAAGAGCAAUGGAUGAAGAUUGUUCAAGGUCCAAGUCGAAAGCAUGCCGUGAGAAAUUGAGACGGGAUAAAUUAAAUGAUAGGUUUUUGGAAUUGAGUUCUGCUCUUGAGCCUGGUAGACCUCCCAAAUCUGAUAAAACAAGUAUCUUAAGCGACGCAGCUUGUGUGUUAGAACAACUAAAAGCUGAAGCCCAAGAACUAAAAACAGCAAAUGAAAAGCUUCAAGAAACAAUCAAUGAUCUGAAGGCAGAGAAAAAUGAACUUCGAGAUGAGAAGACAAGAUUAAAGGAAGAGAAGGAGAAACUCGAGCAGCAGGUGAAAUCCAUGAGCAUGCCGCCGGUAGGUUAUAUGCCACAUCCAGUGGUAAUCCAUCCCUAUGCCAUGGCUCCCGGUUUUGCCCCCGGUGCACCGUCACCGGCCAACAAACCAGGUUCCUUCGCCGCAUUUCCCAGUAUGCCAAUGUGGCAAUGGAUGCCAUCUGCAUUUGUCGACACUACUCAAGAUGCCAAGCUAUGGCCACCCAAUGCAUAAACAUGCUGAUCUCUCCGGACUUCAUCCUUUCGAAGUCGGGAGAUGUCGAUCUUUUUGUAUGUAUGUCUACCCUGAAAGAACUCCUUAGAUUUAAGGGACAAACUGUUAUAUUUGACCCUGGUAUAGAUUUUCAGAUUCAAGAUUUGUCUUGAAAAGAAAUAAAUUAUUAUGUUUUGGAUGGUUA
Molecule: messenger RNA, 1248 nt
Organism: Dioscorea cayenensis subsp. rotundata (Guinea yam)
Lineage: Eukaryota; Viridiplantae; Streptophyta; Magnoliopsida; Dioscoreales; Dioscoreaceae
Product: transcription factor ILR3-like
Exons: 7
Coding region: 186-1064 (292 amino acids)
Biological process (GO): intracellular iron ion homeostasis; regulation of DNA-templated transcription
Molecular function (GO): protein dimerization activity; DNA-binding transcription factor activity
Source: RefSeq, a predicted model, not a curated record